AUGUCUGCUCCAUGGCCUUUUGUUACAUGGGGAAUAGACGUUAUUGGGCCAAUAGAUCCAAAAGCAUCUAACGAUCAUCGGUUUAUUUUAGUUGCCAUCAAUUACUUUACCAAAUGGGUAGAAGAUGUCACAUUCAAAUCAGUUACCAAGAAAGCGGUGGUGGACUUCAUUCAUUCCAACAUCAUAUGUCGUUUUGGCAUACCAAAAAUAAUUAUUACAGACAAUGCAAUGAAUCUCAACAGCCACUUGAUGAAGGAAGUUUGUGAGCAAUUUAAAAUUGUUCAUCGCCAUUCAACCCCUUAUCGUCCCAAAGCAAAUGGGGCUGUUGAAGCUGCGAAUAAGAACAUCAAGAAGAUUCUUAGAAAAAUGGUGCAAGGAUCUAGACAGUGGCAUGAGAAAUUACCCUUCGCUCUCAUGGGAUAUCGCACGACUGUUCGUACGUCAGUCGGUGCAACUCCUUACUUAUUGGUUUAUGGAACUGAGGCUGUCAUACCCGCAGAAGUUAAAAUCCCUUCUCUUCGAACCAUUGUUGAAGCAGAAAUCGAGGAUACAGAAUGGGUUAAAUUGAGGUUGGAACAAUUAGCACUGAUAGAAGAAAAACGAUUGACAUCAAUUUAUUUUGGUCAAUUAUAUCAGCAGAGGAUGGCUCGGGCAUAUAAUAAGAAAGUACGCCCAAGGAAUUUUGAAGUGGGUCAACUUGUUGUGAAACGUAUCCUUCCCCACCAAGACGAGGCCAAGGGUAAGUUUGCUCCAAAUUGGCAAGGCCCUUAUGUUAUUAAGCAAGUGCUAUCCAAAGGAUCUUUGCAAUUGGCGGAUAUGGAGGGAAAGGCAAUUGACACAGUUGUCAAUGCAGAUUCGGUCAAGAGAUACUACAUUUAG
Messenger RNA from Solanum lycopersicum (tomato), 879 nucleotides. NCBI's taxonomy places the organism in Eukaryota, Viridiplantae, Streptophyta, Magnoliopsida, Solanales, Solanaceae. The record is from RefSeq and is a predicted model, not a curated record.